AUGGAUACAAUGACAUAUUCAAAGCGUGUACAAAAUAAAUCUUUGUCGUUUCUUGUUCCAUCAACCGGCUCAAAAUUUUCAACAAUAUUAGAAUAUUUCGAUAAUGGUAAUACAACUAGUGGAUUAUUUGAACGUUUUUUGUAUUAUGUAAUCACACCAACAUCAGUUAGCAAUCCAAUACGUUAUGGACAUGAACAACAAUUAAAUACAAAAUUACCUGCGUUAGAAUGCGUAUUUAUAACAAGAUAUUUGAUGGGAAAUCGUGUUUAUAUGUUUGAUGAUAAAGAAUACGAAUUUAUCAA
This is a messenger RNA of Didymodactylos carnosus, 302 nucleotides long. NCBI's taxonomy places the organism in Eukaryota, Metazoa, Rotifera, Eurotatoria, Philodinida, Philodinidae. The record is from the annotation of a GenBank genome assembly.